GCAGUGCAUGUGUGCUAACGUAGCAGCUCGAUGUGUUUGCAUGUUAGCUUAGCUGACUGCUAUGAAAACAAGGCAAAUGUGUGAUUCUGUGUUGUUACCAUGACAUGAAUCACUACAAGUCCAUGUUCUUACACAUUUUACGCCGUGGUUUUAAUAGGACUCAAGCGUUUAUACUGUGCGAGAGGAGCUGUGCUGGUGUUGUGAGCUCCUCGGUGUUUGGAGAUCAUCUGAGGAACCGGAGUCUGUCUUUCUCUCAGACCAAGAUGCCCAAAAAAGAUAAAAUGAGUAAAAGUGCUCAGAAACAGCCAGAAACACCAAGCGGUCCAGUUUACACUCUUAAAGAUGGCGAGCUUGCGAUUGCAAUCCAUGCUAAGCCCGGAGCAAAACAGAAUGCUGUUACAGAUGUGUCCUCAGAGGCAGUGGGGGUCGCUAUUGCUGCGCCACCAACUGAUGGAGAGGCCAAUGCGGAGCUGGUGCGGUAUUUAGCCAAAGUGCUGGAGCUAAAGAAGAGUGAAGUAAUGCUAGAUAAGGGUAGUAAAUCAAGAGAGAAAAUCAUUAAAGUCACUGCUUCUAUUAGUAAAGUGGAGGUGCUGGAGAGACUGAAGCGUGAGGCUGCUGGCUGAGAACACUGAAAACUCCCGGAUUUUUUCCUUUUAAGGAAUGCACACUGGGCUAAACCGGGUCUGCCCAACCGUAGCCCUGGAGGCUCUCCCCUACAAAGUCUCAGACUGUAACUUAUAGUGAAAAUCAGCUGGUUAUUCGAAUGAUAAGCUGAAAACAAAACCAUUCAAGCUUGUUUUUUUUAAUAUGAAAUGCUCCACUCUAGAGAAACCUAACAGUGGUGCUAAUAGGAACCAGACGUCUGAAGUGUGUAAUGCCCCAAGAACUACCUAAUUAUAGAAAGUUAUUACAUGAAGUGGGUAUGAAUAUGUUGCCAGAAUGCCUGAGACCUUUUUGUGUGAUAGGGUUUUGGCCUAAAACAUAUUUUAAAAAAAAACCCAGACAGGUUCAUGCAGGGCCCAAUUUUGCACUGUUUUUCUAUUACCAGUAUAUCAUAUAGAUCUCAGAAGACAUAUAGGUUUACAGGUCAGUUUGGAUAGUAAAUAAACUGUCUGUAUUUCCAUAGAUGUUAGAUUAGGGUUGGAACAUCCCUGCCCUAAAAUAUCAUCAGUGCCGGUCCUGUUUUGUGCCAACAAACAUUUAUUGCUUUCUGUGGAAAUCUGUCUGCUGCUGUAAUGUGAUAUUAGCAGUGUACCAACAUCUUUUAAUAUUUAAUAGCUUCUGAGAAAUAUCUUUUCUCCUGCUUUAUUCCCCAAUUUUUGUGUUGCAAGAUAUCUAAAUUCUAAGACUUUUCAGGCGCUGACAGCUUUUGCUGUAAUAGCUGUGACAAUAUAUCAGAGCUUCUGUCAGUGAGUAAUGUGUUAAUUAAGGAGAGGCUUAAUGAGCAGAGCUAUUAGAUGAUUUCCAUUAAGAAAUGCACCCGCCACUAGAUAGCCUAAUUUAAAUAACUUUUGGACUGUUCAUUUCACAACACCCACAGAAAUAAAAAAAAGGAAAAAACCAAAAACGUGUAAAUAGCAGGAGUGACUACUUCAAACCUGUCGUGUAUUAGAAUUUCAUGCUGGUCAUAUUUUGUAUUAGUAUGCAUUAAGUUGGUAUGUUGGGUUUAAGUUGGUCUUAAGUUUAAUCUUCAAUCUUUGAGACUUAUUACAGAUUUAAUUACAUAGUGAUACAGUUAGGUAUAUUUAUAUUUCAGCCUUUUUCUGUUUGUUUCAAUGUGAAGAUGUGACAAAAAAUGUCAAAAAUGGUUUUUCUCUUCUCAAAGUGUGUCCAACCAGCAGUCCGUUUUCAUCUGGUUCAAAUCGUAAUAAAAUAUUGCUUCUUCUUCUUCUUCUUAA
Pygocentrus nattereri (red-bellied piranha) is the source of this 1898-nucleotide messenger RNA. RefSeq names its product chromosome 8 C15orf40 homolog (gene c8h15orf40). The coding region runs from base 105 to 623 and encodes 172 amino acids. The transcript has 4 exons. The record is from RefSeq and is a predicted model, not a curated record. Gene Ontology annotation, cellular component: cytoplasm. NCBI's taxonomy places the organism in Eukaryota, Metazoa, Chordata, Actinopteri, Characiformes, Serrasalmidae.